This is a messenger RNA of Myzus persicae (green peach aphid), 1101 nucleotides long. Its product is annotated as D-2-hydroxyglutarate dehydrogenase, mitochondrial-like. The record is from RefSeq and is a predicted model, not a curated record. NCBI's taxonomy places the organism in Eukaryota, Metazoa, Arthropoda, Insecta, Hemiptera, Aphididae. The transcript is spliced from 3 exons. Bases 353 to 991 code for a protein of 212 amino acids. Gene Ontology annotation, molecular function: catalytic activity; flavin adenine dinucleotide binding. Gene Ontology annotation, cellular component: mitochondrion.
AAAAGUGAUAUAAAAGAAUAAUACAUUUUUUUUAAAUCACCAAAUUACUCAACAUGGGCAUGGUUAGCCCUAGGGUAAAUAUGUCCCUAUGUGAAAUCACAAUAGUUUUAAUUAUAUUAUUUUAAUUAUAAAUAAUAUAUGACUCUGUCUAAUUGUAUGAUAUAAUUAUAUCUAUAAUUAUAUUAUUUUUGCCACCCAAAAGAAAGAACCCAUAACUUACUUGUUUCCUAAUGGAAGACCUGAUUGUGUUCAUUAUUAUUUAUUUACAGGAUUAGAAUCAUUUGAUAAAGUAUUAAGUUUCUUCUCGUUAGUACGGAAAGAAUUUUCUAAUAGUCUUUCAUCAUUUGAACUAAUGGACUCUGUAGCAAUAAAAAGUGUGCAAAAAAAUAUUGGCAUUAAGUGUCCAAUAAAUGACAGCCUGAAAUUUUAUGUUCUUGUAGAAUUAUCAGGUGAUAAUAAUUAUAUCAGUCAUUCCAUUCAAGAAUUUUUAGAAAAAGCCUUAGAUGAAGAAAUAAUUUUAGAUGCUACUGUAGCAGACCAACCGUCACUAAUUCAAAAUUUAUGGAAAAUAAGAGAAAAUAUUCCUGAAAGUUUAUUAAGAUAUGGAUACGUCUAUAAAUAUGAUAUAACUUUACCUCAUGAGUUAUUUUAUGAGAUUGUGCCUGAAAUAAGGAAACGAUUAGAAAAACUAGAUGUUAAAGCGGUUUGUGGCUAUGGACAUUUAGGUGAUGGAAAUUUACAUUUAAAUGUGGCUACAAUAGAACAUAAUGCUGAAAUAGCCUCAGCCAUUGAACCUUAUGUAUAUGAAUGGACUAGCAAAUACAAAGGAAGUGUAAGUGCUGAACAUGGAAUUGGAUUUUUAAAGAGUAAAUAUUUGAAAUAUUCAAAAUCCAAUUUAGAAAUAGAUUUAAUGAAAAAAUUAAAAAAUACUAUUGAUCCAAAAAAUAUAUUAAAUCCAUACAAGAUUUUUCCGCAAGAUGAUACUAAUUGAGUUUCAGUCUUAUUAAAAAAAAAUUUUUAUUGUUUUUAAAGUGGUUUAUUAUGUUGUCAACCAUUUAGUAUAUAGAGAUAUCUAUUAAAUAUGAAUAUUAUUUAAACAAA